UGGGUUAAUUUGGCUUCAGGUGUCGUCGAAAACCGUAGUUUCGGGAAUAUAGAGAGAGAACAGAGAGGGCCGUCCAGUGGAGAGAGGAGACUCCUGGAUUGGAUAGUUGCAGUAGCAGCAGCCCAGUAUUGUUUUCAGAACCUAAACUACUCAGAAUUGGCAUUCGCACAUUAGUAUUAGAAAGGGGUUGAGUAGCAAAUUUCUAACCAAAAGGUUAAGGGUUUUUAAGUUAUCUGAACAGGACAAAGAAAACCUCGGUCCUAUAAGAAAUUUUAAAUUCUACGCCGCGUUUUAUCACCAUAUCAUUAGUAUUAGCCUAUUAGGAAUUGGAAAAGCAAGGAGGUGAGGCGAGGUUGAAGAUGAAGUUCUGCAAGAAGUACGAGGAAUACAUGCAAGGACAAUGCCAGAGGAAGAAAUUGCCUGGGGUUGGUUUCAAGAAUCUCAAGAAAAUCUUGAAAAGGUGUCGACGACACCUUCAAUCCCGUGAUAACACUGCCCUUGUUCCUGAUCAUUUCGGAGAUUCUAACCUCUGCGGUAGACCCUCCUCUUGCCCGGACUCUUGCCCAGUGUGUGAUGGCACGUUUUUCCCUUCGCUUCUGAAGGAAAUGUCAGAAGUUGUUGGCUUCUUCAACGAGAAAGCCCAGAGGUUGCUUGAGCUCCAUUUGGCAUCGGGUUUCCGUAAGUGUUUUAUUUGGUUUAAAGACAAAAUACAAGGCAACCAUAUCGCACUGAUUGAAGAAGGCAAGGAGUUGGUCACUUACGCACUGAUUAAUGCCAUUGCCUUGCGUAAGAUACUGAAGAAAUAUGAUAAGAUACACUACUCCAAGCAAGGCCAAGUAUUUAAGUCUCAAGCGCACAGUAGGAACCUUGAGAUUCUCCAAUCACCAUGGCUAUGUGAGCUGAUGGCCUUUCACAUAAAUUCGCAAGAGACAAAGGCCAAUACAAGGAAUGCUCCUGCAUUGUUCAACGGCUGUUCCCUCAUAUUUAAAGAUGAAAAGCCUUCUCUUUCUUGUGAGCUCUUUGAUUCAGUCAAGCUUGAACUGGACUUGACUUGUUCGAUAUGCUUGGAUACAGUUUUUGAUCCAGUGUCUUUGACUUGCGGUCAUAUAUUCUGCUACAUGUGUGCUUGCAAGGCAGGAUCAGUGACCAUAGUGGAUGGAUUAAAGGCAGCUAGUCCCAAGGAAAAGUGCCCCCUUUGCAGAGAGAUUUAACAUCAAGUGAACGAAUUUGUGUGCUGCUCAAUGGAUUAUUCAAGUCUACCAGAAAGUCUUAUAUUUGCAUAUCCUUGUCUGGCCAUCAGACUGGUUUUGUACAUUCCAACUGAAUCUUAAGAACCAUCAAACUUCUCACAAUUUUAGGUCAAACAAACUUGUCGAUGUUUAUCUCCACAUGAACUUGACAUCAGGUCUGUUUAUUCUUUCCAUUGGCGAAUAAUUUUUUGUUUGAGCAAUCCAUCUAGGUUUGAAAUUUUUCGGACACCAUUCUCCAUGGAGCUAAAGAAGGAAUUUUACAACAUUCAACAAAACCUCCAAAUUUAUUACUCUGGACGGUUAUCAGAUCAAUUGGUUGACCAUUCAAAAUUAAAAUGGUUGUACUUCACCUUGCAAUGUUGUGGGCAUACGGCUGUGUUUAAAGAUUGUAACAGUUGGAUGAAAAUGAACUAUCAUAUGGUUCAAGAAAAAUAAGUAGUUUAAAACUGUAUUAGCUCACUUGCUGUAGCACCUGUGUUUAUUAUUGCAUAUUCUCAUACGCAUGCAUCAGCCCUUGUUGCUGAUUUUCCUCAAACUCUUUUUGGUCAUAUAAAUUAAGGAAUGACGGUUAACUUCCUGCUUCUUCUGACAUUUCAACAAAAUUUAUGUGGUAUAUGCUGAGGUGGUGUGUAUACUAUGGUGAAAAGCCUAGGGAACUAUUUUGUUGUGUCAUAUGAUUCAUUGAUUACAAUUUCCUUCUUAUCCCGAAUUAUUGAAUUAUAAUUGUGAGUUAAAAGACCAAUAAUGUCCCUUGAGAUUCAUAUUGCAUGUUGUCAUCCAUUCUA
Coffea arabica (coffee) is the source of this 2035-nucleotide messenger RNA. Its product is annotated as probable E3 ubiquitin-protein ligase BAH1-like 1. NCBI's taxonomy places the organism in Eukaryota, Viridiplantae, Streptophyta, Magnoliopsida, Gentianales, Rubiaceae. The record is from RefSeq and is a predicted model, not a curated record. Gene Ontology annotation, molecular function: metal ion binding.